ACAAAUUUUUCUAAUUCUUUGUAAAUAUAAUUUAAAUGAUCAUUUAUUGUUUAUUGUUAUUAUUUUGGUUACUUUUUGGUGUUUGUGGUGUUUUUUAGUGAGACUCGUUUUUUAAUUACUUCCUUGCGAACAAAUGAAUGGGAAGAAUUGAUUUCAAUCCAUUCAAUUGUGAAUACAAUUUAUUUUCAAUGACAUAUUUAAAUUAUAUUCUAUAUUCAGUUAAUUUAACCAUCUACUGAUUAACAAAGUGUCAGAUAAUUUUUGUUUGUAUAAUAGAAAAGAACAAAAUUAAUCGGCUUCUCAUCACAUUAUUGGUUAUGUCUGGUCACAAUUGUCGGAAAAAGGUUAGCUUAACCUAUGUAAUUCGUGAUGAGGUGGAAAAGUUUCACAGAUCAGGAAUUAAUUCAUUACAAUUUGAUCCAACAUUAAACCGGUUGUACUCAGCUGGACGUGAUUCUAUCAUUAGAAUAUGGAAUCUACGAAAUCCUAAAGAGCCUUAUCUCCAGUCAAUGGAGCACCAUACUGAUUGGGUUAAUGAUAUUGUUAUUUGUUGCAAUGGUAAGAAUCUCAUCACCGCAUCAAGUGAUACUACGGUCAAGGUCUGGAAUGCUCAUAAAGGUUUCUGCAUGUCCACCCUGCGAACCCACAAGGAUUAUGUUAAAGCGUUAGCCUAUGCGAAGGACAAGGAACAGGUCGCCUCCGCUGGCCUGGAUCGAGCAAUAUUCUUAUGGGAUGCAAAUACAUUGACCGCCUUAACAGCUUCCAAUAAUACAGUUACCACUUCAUCUCUUACUGGUAAUAAAGAUUCAAUCUAUAGCCUUGCCAUGAAUCCAUCGGGUACAGUUAUUGUUUCCGGUUCAACGGAGAAAGUUAUUCGUGUUUGGGAUCCAAGAAGUUGCCAGAAAUUAAUGAAACUUAAAGGUCAUUCCGAUAAUGUAAGAGCUCUAAUGGUUAACCGGGAGGGAACUCAAUGUCUCUCCGCUUCAAGUGAUGGUACCAUUCGUCUAUGGUCAUUGGGUCAGCAAAGAUGCAUUCUCACCAUGAGGGUUCAUGAUGAAGGUGUUUGGGCUUUACAGGUUAACGAAACGUUUACCCAGUGUUAUUCAGGUGGAAGAGAUAAAAAGUUAAUCAUGACUGAUUUAAGGAAUCCAGAAAAUCGGGCUGUGAUAUGUGAGGAAAGUGCACCCAUACUGAAAAUGCUUCUCGUCCCACCGGAUUACAAUAGUAUCUGGGUUUCGACCACCGAUUCGUGUAUCAAAAAUUGGUCUCUUUCUCAUAGUCGAUUGAAAAACUUUUCCCAUUCCAAUUGGGAUGAUUAUGAUUCUGAUUUAUCUCCACCUUUAAACAAUAAACCCGAAAUGGUUAUAAUGGGUAAUCCAGCUCUUCGUCAGUAUCAAAUUCUCAAUGAUAGACGAUUCAUUCUUACCAAAGAUACUGAUUGUAAUGUUGCAAUUUACGAUGUGCUCAAGGCGAUUAAAGUACAAGAUCUUGGAAAGGUUGAUUUAGAGGAAGAGGUUAAGAAAAGAUUUAAAUCAAUUUAUGUGCCAAAUUGGUUUAUAGUUAAUCUGAAAUCGGGAAUGUUAUCAAUCCACCUAGAAGAACCUGACUGCCUAUCAGCUUGGGUUUCUGCUAAAGAAUUUGGAUUCGCCAGUCCCAACGAUCCAUCCGAUCCUAAAAUUAACCUUGGACAUUUACUACUUCAAGCGCUUUUUGAACAUUGGCCACCACAAAUACACAGUUAUAAUCGUAGUCAUCAUUCCGGGUCCAGUGAACAUGAUGGAGAUCCAUUGGUCAAUGGGGGCGAUGAAGAGAAUCUAGAGGAAUCUGGUCGAAGGUCAGAAGAAUCGGGAAAAAUUGUAAUCCAAAGACCUUACAAUCAAUAUUUUAGUGUUCCAGCUCAUACACCGAUCAUUUUAAGCGAAGGAAGUAAUCGAACAUUAUUACGACUUUUAGUGGGCGAUGCUCGUCGGGAAACGGAAGACAUGUUAUUACAAGAAAAUGUUCCUCUAUGGAUUAGUGAAGCAUUAUUUUUCCAUAAAUUGCCAAAGUUUACGAAAACAUCAUUCUUCCUUUUACCUCAUCCCUCUUCUGGUAUUAAAUCAUAUCAAAGAAAAGAUCGAUUAACAGCUAAUGAUCUUUUACAAGUUCGAAAAGUUAUUGAACAUGUUUAUGAGAAAGUUUUAGGUGUUGGUCUUGAUGGUUCUACAACCGGUGGUACUGGAAAUCCUUCGGGUGGAUCAACAGCUACUUCAGCUGGAGUAACAGCUUCAGGAGUUGGUGGUAAUGGUUCAACUGGAGGAUUAUCGUCAACUAAUUCAACUGGUCACAAUAAUAAUAGUCAAGAAAGAUCAUCCGAUUCCAGUGUUUCUGGUAAUUUGGAUAAAGAAGAUGAUAAAAUACUGCCAGAGGAAAAGGUGGAAUUACUUUGUCAAGAUCAAGUACUCAAUCCAAAUAUGGACCUUCGGUCAGUUAGACAUUUUAUUUGGAAAAGUGGCCAAGAUUUAGAACUACAUUUUCGACCCAUCAAAUGAGGAUAUUCACCUUAAGAAUGGGAUGCUCACAAUUUCAUCAUCGACAUCAUCAUCUCUCAAGUCUAAUUAUAAAAAUCAUUCGGCGAAAAUUAUGUAUCUCUCUCCCUUUACUUCCUCUUUCUCUCUUCAUCUACAAUUCUGGAACCAAAACAGAUCAAGAAAACGAAGACAAAUCCUGCUAAUUGACACCUUUUUCAUUCUCUAACCAUUUCUUUAAUCACAAUUAGCCAAUCAAAGAAAUGACCUAAAGCCUUAAACACAAAAAAAAAACUUAUUUCAUCUUCUCCUCGCACUCACAACCAAGGGUACUAAUGACGACCAAGACGCUAAGAGAAUCACCACCAACCGAUGGAUGAGCGAUGUUUUUUUGCCAUGGACAGAAUUUUCGACCUUUGUGUAUAAUCACAUUGAUAUUGUAAACAAAUUUUCACACCAUCAACAAUUAAUUGUUUGAUUACCACUAGUCUAAUGAAAAGACAAUUGUCUAUUCCUCUCAUCAACCAUUUAUCCAAUUCCACCUUCUCUUUUCCCUAUUUCUCAAUCUUUCGCAUCUUUAUCGUUCCAAUUUUCUUUUCACUAUCUUCAUCUUCAUCUUCAUCAUCAUCACUCACUCGCUCCUCUCUCGAUCUUGUUAUACGAAUAAUUAUAAUAUUAAUGAUAAUAUUGAUUGAUAACAAUUAAUAAUAAAUCUGGGGUAAGAUCCUAGUUAUGAUUGCAA
Panonychus citri (citrus red mite) is the source of this 3249-nucleotide messenger RNA. RefSeq names its product WD repeat-containing protein 48-like. Gene Ontology annotation, molecular function: ubiquitin binding. The transcript is spliced from 2 exons. Gene Ontology annotation, biological process: protein deubiquitination; double-strand break repair via homologous recombination. The record is from RefSeq and is a predicted model, not a curated record. Bases 318 to 2531 code for a protein of 737 amino acids. Lineage: Eukaryota; Metazoa; Arthropoda; Arachnida; Trombidiformes; Tetranychidae.